This is a messenger RNA of Salvia splendens (bonfire salvia), 1137 nucleotides long. Its product is annotated as adenylate kinase 4. The record is from RefSeq and is a predicted model, not a curated record. NCBI's taxonomy places the organism in Eukaryota, Viridiplantae, Streptophyta, Magnoliopsida, Lamiales, Lamiaceae. Gene Ontology annotation, molecular function: AMP kinase activity; ATP binding. The transcript has 6 exons. Gene Ontology annotation, biological process: nucleobase-containing compound metabolic process. Bases 171 to 902 code for a protein of 243 amino acids.
CAUUUUGAAAAAAAACCUCAGCAUGCGACUGCCUCCGCCUGAAUGCGGUGUUGAAAAUCCCAAAUUCCCGACUCCCAAAAACACAAGUAAAGAAUUUGUGAUUUGAAUAGGCAUUGGCAUUUGGCACUCAGUCCUCAUCCGCUUUUCCACAAGAGAGAAAGUAAGCAACAAUGUCUGCUCCGGCGAAUCUCGAGGACAUGCCAUCGGUGGAUCUCAUGACGGAGCUCCUCCGCCGUCUCAAAUGCCAAACCAAGCCUGACAAACGUCUCAUUUUAGUUGGUCCACCAGGUUCUGGAAAAGGUACUCAAUCACCAAUUGUGAAGGAUGAGUAUUGUUUAUGCCAUCUGGCUACUGGGGAUAUGUUGAGAGCUGCUGUCACUGCAAAGACUCCCCUUGGAAUCAAGGCGAAAGAGGCCAUGGAAAAGGGAGAACUUGUUUCUGAUGAUUUGGUUAUUGGGAUAAUAGAUGAUGCACUAAAGAAACCUUCCUGUCAGAAAGGUUUUAUUCUUGAUGGAUUCCCAAGGACAGUUGUCCAAGCAAAAAAGCUUGAUGAGAUGCUUGCCAGACGUGGAGUUAAGGUUGACAAGGUUUUGAACUUUGCAAUCGAUGAUGCUAUCUUGGAGGAGAGAAUUACUGGUCGCUGGAUCCACCCUUCCAGUGGCCGUUCCUACCACACCAAAUUUGCACCUCCCAAAGUUCCUGGUGUAGAUGAUGUAACUGGAGAGUCAUUGAUUCAACGUAAGGAUGAUACUGCAGCUGUUCUAAAGUCAAGGCUUGAAGCUUUCCACAAGCAAACUAAACCAGUCAUUGAUUACUAUAGCAAAUUGGGCGUGGUUGCAAACCUCCAUGCGGAGAAAACUCCUCAAGAGGUGACGGUAGAGGUCAAGAAGGCACUCUCCUGAUUAAAAGCAAGGGAUUUUGUUUGUCAACUAAUCAAUAAACUGUAAACACAUUGUUAUCCUGAUACAUUUUUUGACAUCAUAUUGAGAGGCUCUAGGAUCAUAUCCUUUUUUGCUGAGUUGUCACAAUUUAACUGUGUCUCAAUCUUUUGCUAUAACAUACCAGGUUUUGGAAGGUAGACCAUUUAUUUGUAACUGAAAUGUAUUUGCUAUUCUAGAACUACAGAAAUUUAUCUCA